Molecule: messenger RNA, 1265 nt
Organism: Carya illinoinensis
Lineage: Eukaryota; Viridiplantae; Streptophyta; Magnoliopsida; Fagales; Juglandaceae
Exons: 2
Coding region: 38-598 (186 amino acids)
Source: RefSeq, a predicted model, not a curated record
UGUUUACUAUGUUGGAGUCGAUAUAGAGAGGAUUGUCAUGGAUAAAAUCGGGGUAGAAAGUGGUGUUGCACGAGCAAUCUUCAGUGCUGUGAGAGCGGGAAUGGUUGGUUUUAUUGACAUUAUUGUGUGCAGAAACACAGAGCUCUUGUACUGGGUCCGAGAUGGCAAAAGAAGAAACGUACUUAUGUCCGCUGUCCAACAUCGACAGGCUAAAAUCUUUGGAAUGAUAUACGAUUUUUCAGGGACGAAAGCUAGAUUACUAUCAAGUCGAGAUAAUCUCGGAAAUAACAUAUUGCAUGUAGCAGGGAUGUUAACAGAAUUCUCUCCGCUUGAUCACAUCACAGGUGCAGCUUUGAAGAUGCAAACAGAAGUACAAUGGUUUCAGGGGGUGGAGAACUUGUGCAAUCCUAUGUAUAAAAACGAGAGAAACUAUGCCGGUUUGACUCCUAAACAAGUGUUCAUGCGGACCCACACAAAGUUGACGAAAGAGGGAGAGCAAUGGAUGAAGGAUACAUCAAGUUCUUGUACAGUAGUUGGUGCUCUCAUUGUGACUAUUACGUUCGCAGCAGCAUUUACCGUUUCAGGCAGUAACGAUUAAAAUUAAGGCUUUCUAAUUUUUUUAAAUAAAAAAUUAUUUAAAACUUUUAUAAUAGCAAAUUCCCUAUCACUCUUUUCUUUCUCGACUUCGGUGUUGAUGUUUUUGGGAAUCCUCACAUCACGUUAUGAAGCAAAAGAUUUUCUAAGAUCCUUGCCAACUAAGAUGAUAGUAGGUCUUUCCACCCUCUUCUUCUCCGUUGCAACAAUGAUGAUAGCUUUUUCUUCUGCUAUUUUGAUUAUGUUCAGUGGAGAAUCAUGGAUUCUAAUUCCUCUUAUUGGUUUAGCUAGUAUUCCGGUUUGCUUGUAUGUAUUCAUGCAACUCCCCCUUCUUUAUGACAUGAUUGUUUUAACCUACGGAUCGGGCACCUUUGAUCAGAAAAUGAAGUUUGAGGCCAGGCGCCAGCGCAGGCAGCGUUGGCAGCGCUGGUGGCGUUUUUGGUGUUCGUUGUGGCAGGAGUCCUUGAAUUGUACGUAAGCAUGAUGUAUGGGUGUUCUAUUAAUACGUGUGUUUAUGUGUGUACUUGAGUUGAGUUGUACUGAUGUAUGGGUGUUCUAUUAAUAUGUAUGGGCGUACUAGCAGGGACGAAUGAUGCCCCUCCCAGCCACCUUUCUUUAUAUGUGUUUUUGGACGGAUGAUUGAUGACUUUUACGCUAGCUACCCUUGUGUA